Molecule: messenger RNA, 2229 nt
Organism: Hyaloperonospora brassicae
Lineage: Eukaryota; Oomycota; Peronosporomycetes; Peronosporales; Peronosporaceae
Source: the annotation of a GenBank genome assembly
AUGUCGCUGCUGUGGCGAGCGAGCGCGCGCGUGCGGCCCCGUCCUCGGGCGCUCCGCCGCCUCGUUGCGUGCCCGUUCUGGACCCCACACGCGAUGCCUGUACCGCCGAAGACCACGUGUCGAGGGUCUGUGCGUGUCGUGCACAUAGAUCGAGCCAAAGGGGAGACGGUAGAGCCUGUGCUUGACGGUGCAGCAGCUCGAGAGACGUCGAAAAAGAGCGUUGCAACACGUGAAGCUGCAACGGAGCGGACAAGUGACCUGCUGCAUCGUGUUGUGGACACUAAGACAACGUACCAAGUGGCCCUGAGGGCGUUCAAUACGCUGCGCUCGCGCGGGUUGAAGCUGGAAGAGAGUCUGUACCUGUCGCUGCUGUACAAAGCGCUGCGCGAGGGCCGCUUCGAGCGAGUGUGGGAUGGCUACAGUGAGUUCCUGGACGACGAGAGGAAGAGACAAGUGCAGGAAAAGCCGAGGGCGCCUACCACGUGGCCUAGCGUCACGAGCAGGAGGAUGCAGAUGCACCGGUUCGUGCUCUGGGCAAUGCUCGACGCAAACCGCCAGCAAGAGAUGGCACCGUUCUACCGGAGCGAAGUUGUCGGCAAAUGCAACAUGGCCGGCAUCCACGAGGCGGACUCGUUCAACUUUUUGCUACGGUUGGAGUGCACGACGAGAGUCAUGGACGAAACGGAUGACGGACUGCGACGACGAGUGGACUCGCUGCUUCAUGCGAUGGAGCGCCUGGCCCUGCGCACAAGUUACUCGUCUACUCAUUCUCUUGUGAGGCUUAUUUUGCAUCGUCCGGAAAUAUUCUUUGCUGCGCCAACGGAUCGCCAGCAGGGCGAAAGCGACGAGGAAGCUGCUCCAGAUACGGGCUACACGGCCAAAGCAAUGGGAGACCUUAUACUCGAGUACAUGGAUCGAUUCCCACGUGCGCUUUCGUUGGAUCCGAAACGGCUUUCGAUUGCAGUGAGUGCUGCCGCUGCAGCAGGUCGACAUGAUGCUGCUAAGAUGCUUCUCCAGCACGGAGUGAGACACCACGUUCCAAUCGAUGCAGGGUCGUUUGCCCAUGCGGUAGAGAGUGCGCCUGAUGAUGCUGGUCGCAUGGAGAUCGCAGAUCUGUACGUACACGCCAAGGAGCAAGAGUGCAUUUACACAGCUCAGGACACGGACGGUAGUAUCGUCAACUACCUGUUGCUCUACGCCAUCCUCGAUGGCAACUUCAAGCACAUGAUGGAACUUUUGCACGAGAUGCAGCUGUGUAACAACCGAAGUAGCAACCGCACGAUUGGUGAGCUUUUCAAAAGUAUCGCACAAUACCGGGCGGAGAUUCAGCGAGGGAAGUCAAAAGCCGGUACCGACAAGAAACUAGGCAAGUGUCCAACAAUCAUGGAGCUAUUCCAGAAGUUCCCGAACGUCAUCCCGUACACCACGUACUCACUUUCCCAAGGUAUCCUGCAAAGUUUGCACGCUGGAGAUCUGGCCAUAGCCCUUGAACUUAUGCAUGCAGCUGUCAGGCGUAAGGGUGUCAAGCUGCGUCCUGAGAUCUACUCUCAGCUCCUGUACCCUUUGCUUGCAUCCAGACAGCGAGAGGGGGACGAAGCUAGCGACGUCAGUAUUUUUGACCGUCUAGAAGUCGAGCGGUGUUUCGAUGAGCAGUACCCGAAUCAGCGUGUGCACCUGAACUCGCUGAUAGUGAAUAUUUGCGAGUCGAAUGAGGACAUCUCUACGAUGCUGGUGUGUCUGGACCGCUGGCAGGAACAGGGACACGCACCGAUGAGUCGACGAGUGACAAAUCGCGUAUUUGACGUGAUCUCGAAGCAGGUCCAGCAGUUUCGGAAACAACAUCAUGCAGCUACGCCUCGCACUGCGUUCGUUCUCGACGGGUUGCAGCUGUCGCACGAGGCUUUUCUCGUGCGAUAUCGCUCGAUCAUCACUUGGGAUGCCUGGACAUUCGGGCGUGCAAUCGUUCGCGCUCGUACUUGCGGCUUGCACGCCGACGUGAUCGCACUGCUGGCGCAGGCGACCUCGCAAGGUCUAGUGCUAAACGCUGUUGCCUACGUCGUAUCGCUCUGCGUUCUGGAAGAGGUCGGCGAUAAGUGUGCAAUCUUGGCAUGCGUGGAGACGAUGAAGGUGAACAAUGUGUGGACAAAAGCUGUCGAGAAGUACCCGAGCGCGCAGAAGGUCUUGGACCGAGCCAUAGGUGCAGGACAGCUAGACGAGUCGACCGACUAG